GCGUGGCUUGGGGGUAUGGUCAGAUGUGAGCUGAAGCUGACGGAGAUUAAGGUCUUCUCCAUCAAGCGGGAUUUAUCUCCUCUCACACACACACACACCCCCCGAAGGAACGGCAGCAUGUCUGUAGCAGGGUUGAAGAAGCAGCUCCAUAAAGCCACUCAGAGAGUGAGUGAGAAAGUGGGUGGAGCUGAAGGAACCAAACUCGACAAUGACUUCACAGACAUGGAGAAGAAGGUGGACGUUACGAGUCGAGCCGUGCUGGACAUCAUGACCAAAACUACAGAAUACCUGCAGCCUAAUCCAGCGACCCGUGCUAAGCUGAGCAUGAUGAGCUCCAUGUCGAAGAUCCGUGGCGGUGAGAAGGGGCCGGGUUACACACAGACGGAGGCGGUGCUGGGCGACGCCAUGCAGAAGUUCGGCCGCGAGCUCGGGGACGAGUCCAACUUUGGUCUGGCUUUGAUCGAUGCUGGAGAAGCUAUGAAGGAGCUGGGGGAGGUGAAGGAUGCGCUGGAUAUGGAGGUGAAACAGAACUUCAUCGAUCCGAUGCAGGUGCUGCACGAUAAAGACCUGAAGGAGAUCCAGCACCACUUAAAGAAGAUGGAAGGACGGCGCUUGGACUUUGACUAUAAGAAGAAGCGUCAGGGGAAGGUGACUGAGGAUGAGAUCAAACAAGCGCUGGAGAAAUUUGACGACUCGAAGGACAUUGCUGAGCAGAGCAUGUUCAACCUGCUGGAGAGUGAUGUGGAGCAGGUGAGUCAGUUGGCAGCUCUGGUUCAGGCUCAGGUGAAUUAUCACAGACAGGCGGCAGAAAUCCUGCAGCAGCUCUCCAGCAAUAUUGAUGAAAGGAUUAGAGAAGCCUCUAGAAAGCCGAGGAAGGAGUACACGCCCAAACCACGCUCUUCUCUCGACCUCUCCAUCACUGAGAGUCACAACGGGGGAUUGGGACAGAGCCGAGCCGCCGCACGCUCCCCUGCCCCUCUGGAUCAGCCGUGUUGUCGCGCUCUGUAUGAUUUCGAUCCGGAGAACGAGGGAGAGCUGGGCUUUAAGGAAGGUGACAUCAUCACACUGACCAAUCAGAUUGAUGAUAACUGGUAUGAAGGGCUGGUAAACGGCCAAUCAGGAUUCUUCCCCGUCAACUACGUCGAUGUCCUGGUGGCUUUACCGCAUUAAACCUGCUCCUAACUCUGGAUUCCCAUCAUGCACUUUUCCUGGAGAGAGAGAGAGAAAAUCCUCAUCACUGGGAUCAUCAGAAGACUGGAAUCUUCCUGGUUCUGGUGAUUUUCCUUUCCUGCUCCCUCGUUUUUCUUUUCUCUCUCCUGUCUGUGAGUGAGGGAUAUUUUACUUCCUGCUCUCUGCUGUUUUUUUCCUUCGAUUCUGUGUUUUUCAUGUUUCUCUCUCUUUUCUGCUCCUUAUUUCUCUCCGUCGUGUUUGUGCAUGAUGUAUGAAAGCGUUUGCACUUUGAAGGAAAUGGAUUAUUUCCUGUUUUUUUUCCUGUGAUGUAAAGGAAGUGUUUGUUUGUUGUUGUUGUUGUUGUUUAUUAUUUUUCAUUUAGGAAAUAAAAUUCUAAUUUCAUGAUGGGAAACAAAAACUAAUUCUACAAUAAACUGUAAAUCAGUAUUUUAUUA
Messenger RNA from Silurus meridionalis, 1625 nucleotides. RefSeq names its product SH3 domain containing GRB2 like 2a, endophilin A1 (gene sh3gl2a). Lineage: Eukaryota; Metazoa; Chordata; Actinopteri; Siluriformes; Siluridae. Bases 16 to 1170 code for a protein of 384 amino acids. Gene Ontology annotation, cellular component: presynapse; glutamatergic synapse; cytoplasm. Gene Ontology annotation, biological process: synaptic vesicle uncoating. Gene Ontology annotation, molecular function: protein binding. The transcript has 9 exons. The record is from RefSeq and is a predicted model, not a curated record.